Messenger RNA from Gavialis gangeticus (Gharial), 2056 nucleotides. It is a transcript of the gene NOP58, whose product is annotated as NOP58 ribonucleoprotein. The coding region runs from base 71 to 1648 and encodes 525 amino acids. The record is from RefSeq and is a predicted model, not a curated record. Gene Ontology annotation, cellular component: box C/D methylation guide snoRNP complex; small-subunit processome. The transcript is spliced from 15 exons. Gene Ontology annotation, molecular function: snoRNA binding. Lineage: Eukaryota; Metazoa; Chordata; Crocodylia; Gavialidae.
GCCGUCGCUCUUCCGGUCUGUGGAGCGCGCGUGCAGCCGAGCCCGCGGCGGGUUGGCACGUGGCUGCACCAUGCUGGUGCUGUUCGAGACCGCGGCUGGCUACGCUAUCUUCAAGGUCCUAGAUGAGAAGAAGCUCCAAGAAGUUGACAGCUUAUGGAAAGAAUUUGAAACUCCUGAAAAAGCAAACAAAAUAGUGAAGCUGAAACAUUUUGAAAAGUUUCAGGAUACAACAGAAGCACUUGCUGCAUCUACAGCUCUGGUAGAAGGAAAACUCAGCAAGAACUUGAAGAAAAUUCUGAAGAAGAUAGUAGCAAAAGAUGCCCAUGAGCAACUGGCUAUAGCAGAUGCCAAACUUGGAGGUGUCAUAAAGGACAAACUGAACUUAAGUUGUAUCCAUAGUCCAAUGGUUACAGAGCUGAUGAGGGGCAUACGUUCACAAGUUGAGGGGCUUAUCACAGGCCUUCCUUCACGGGAAAUGGCAGCAAUGUGCCUAGGAUUGGCACACAGCCUCUCCCGAUACAAGUUGAAAUUCAGUCCAGACAAAGUGGAUACAAUGAUUGUCCAGGCAAUCUCCCUUCUUGAUGAUCUGGAUAAAGAGCUGAAUAACUAUAUCAUGCGGUGUAGGGAAUGGUAUGGCUGGCACUUCCCUGAACUGGGCAAGAUCAUUACAGAUAACUUAACAUACUGUAAAUGUGUGCAGAAAGUCGGAGACAGAAAAAACUUUUCUUCCUCUGACCUCUCUGACAUCUUGCCUGAGGAGAUUGAGGUGGAUGUGAAGGCUGCUGCAGAGAUCUCCAUGGGGACAGAAGUAUCAGAAGAAGACAUAAGCAAUAUACUGCAUCUCUGUGAGCAGGUGAUUGAAAUCUCAGAGUACCGUACACAGCUGUAUGACUAUCUGAAGAACAGAAUGAUGGCCAUUGCACCUAACCUCACUGUCAUGGUUGGGGAAUUGGUUGGAGCAAGGCUUAUUGCACAUGCAGGUUCCCUUUUGAAUCUGGCGAAACACCCAGCUUCCACUGUUCAGAUUCUGGGUGCUGAGAAAGCACUCUUCCGAGCCUUGAAGUCUAAGCGAGACACACCCAAGUUUGGCCUCAUCUAUCAUGCUUCCCUUGUGGGUCAAACAACACCCAAGAAUAAAGGAAAGAUCUCUCGAAUGCUAGCAGCCAAAACAGCCUUGUCUAUUCGGUAUGAUGCCCUUGGAGAGGACAGCAGUGCUGAACUGGGAGCUGAGAACAGAUUAAAAGUAGAGACCAGAAUGAGACAGUUAGAAGAGAAGGGGAUAAGAAGAAUAAGUGGCACUGGAAAGGCCUUGGCCAGGGCAGACAGAUAUCAGCACAAGAGUGAAGUGAAAAUAUUUGACCCAUCUGGUGACUCUACGCUUCCUACUGUUGCAAAGAAGCGCAAAAUUGAGGAGGUGGUAGAAGAGGAGACAGAGGUUAAAAUAAAAGCAAAAAAGAUCAAAUUGGAACCCAAAGAACAGGCAAAUGCAGAAGAAGGCGAAGUUGUGAAAAAGAAGAAAAAGAAAAAAGAGAAAAAACAUAGAGCUGAGGAAGAGGCCGCUUUGGCUGAGGAGCCGUGUACUAGUACAGAAGUUGAGAGUUCAGAGAAGAAGAAGAAGAAGAAGAAAAUCAAAGAACAAGACGACUAAGAGGGAAAUUGAACCCUUUUGGUCUCUGCUUCUCAUACUAUUCUCUGGAACAGUUUCCCUUGCAUUCUUCUUCAAAACCUUCCUGUAUUGAGAGGGAGGGCAAGUGGAAGAUGAAUUUGACAGCCAUCUCCUGUGUCUUCCUAGAACAGAGUAUGUCAAUUCUCUGCUCCUAGGAAGGCCACUAGCCUUUUAUAAUUCCUCUAAUUGAUGAGGUCACAAUAUAUCCUUUACUCUUACAGUCAUUUUUUGUGAUAAUAAAAAAAACUUGCCUUUUGUAUAGACUUUUGAGCCAAGUUUUGUUUUACCUUGUUCCAGUUUGUUGGCACAUAACUCAUUUCUGUAACAUUUCUACAUUAAUUGAAUGUGUUCAGUUUAUAACCAGUAAAAGAAAAGAAAAUCUGGUAUUCU